AUGGACAAGGGAAUGUACCCGACCUACUACCUCCAUCUGGAGUACAUGGAAAGGGACGACAAAAAGAGGGUCAGUUUGUCGUUUCUCGAAUUUUUAUAUUUAAGGUUUUUAUUUAAAAAACAUAAAAAGUCUCUUUUAGUUAAUUAUCUGAAAUCAAAUAGCUACUCGGGCAAAGUUGGAAUGGUGGAUAAUGGCUGGUAAAAGGGAGAGGCUCAAAAAAGGCCGCAGAAAGGCAGCGAAAAGGCACCAAAAAGAGUCCCUUUAUCGAGUCUUCCAUUUUUCUGGGGUUUUAAAGGCUCGAGAAAUAGUGAAAAAAGGAAGAGGCAGCAAAAAUGGUGCAAAAGGGCUGAGAAAAUGGAGCAAAAAGGCAGCAAAAAGGGAGCCUUCAUCACCCUAAAAGGAACAUUUCUAUGGAGCCUUUAUAACCCUCAGAGGGUCCUUCCGACUUUUCCUAUGUACAUGUUUGCCUCAAAACUUGCAGAUUUUCCUUCUGGCGGCUAGGAAAAGAAAGAAGAGCGCGACGGCCAACUACUUGAUCUCAACGGAUCCGACGAAUUUGGCUCGCGAGGGUGAUCAUUUUAUCGCCAAAGUUCGGUAAGUCGAAUUUAUACUCUUCGUUUGGACUAGUAUGAAAAGAAUGAUUGAAAAUUGAUGAAAAGGGAGUUUUGAACGUAAAAAUGCAACUAAAAUUUCGAAAAUUUCAAUUCCACAUGGAGCGCACAAGUUAGGCAGCUUGAGCCGCUUUUUUUUCCACAUAUUUUGGGGGAACUGAUUUUUUUAAAAUCGAUAUGAAAUUCUGUUCAAAUAGUUAUACUAUAAGCAGAAGAAUAACGAAAUUUAAUUUAUAAUAUUUUUUUAAAUCUUUUUUUGUGUUAUUCCCCUUCAUUUUCAAUUUUUUUAUAUGGUAAAUUUUUUUGACGUAUUUUUUUGAAGCAAUCAUUUGAAUAAGUCCAAUAAUAAAUCUUCUUUUCAAAUUUUGCAUGAAGGUUCACAAAAGAGAGCCGAAUUUAUGCAAAAAAGAAUACUAUAGCCUUUUUCGUAAUCGUUUCUACGUGAUUUUCAAGUUUUUCAUAUGAAAAGGGCUCAAAUUUGAUAAUAAACUAGAUUUUAAUUUUGAAAAUGAACCUGGAACUUCGAAAUUAAUUUUUUAAAGCCCGCAAUUUUGGUAGUUUAAGGCUUUCUUUUCCGUAUAUCAACAUAUUUGGCUCGUUUCAACUGAUAGUUUUUUUUUUCUGAAAUUUUUGUAAGCUUUCACUUAAGAACCCCUAUAGAGGUUAGGGGAGAAGAUAGUCCCUAUAGGGACCACUCUGGAGCUGCCAAAACACAUUUUUGAUAUUUUCAUCAAUCCCUACAGAUCGAACGCCCUCGGAACUCAGUUCACUGUGUACGACCGCGGAUGUAACCCCAAAAGGACGGCGGAUCCCUUGACGAUUCGUCAGGAACUCGCCUCCGUCAUUUAUGUGAGUCUGACACCGUAGGUGUGAGUAGCAUGAAGCCUUAUUUGUUUUCGAAAAGUUCCAAAACUCAAAGACUUCUGUUCGCCUUUAAAAGUGGGUUUGAGUCAGAUUCGAGCAAAGAGCAAAAAUUUUUGAUAUCAAUAGAAAAAAAAGAAAAGAAAAGCCUUCUUUUUAUCUAUUUUUAUACUUCGAUUACCAUGACCGCACGUGGAAUGGCUCAAUGCGUGAAAGCUUCCUGAAGGAGCUCCCGACCUGAAACUACUUGCGCCGAAAACUUCAAAAUUUGAAGCCAUCUGUAGACCGCAACCCUUUGAGUCAUUCCAAAUGUAACCACAGUUUUUUUUGUGAAUAAGAAGAAAUAAGAAGGAUUAUUAAGGGAAAGGCAGAGAUUACUGUAGGAAAACUUUAAAAAAAUAUCUUCCAGAAAAUCCUUAAGAAACCCUUUUCAAAGACGACAAAUAAGCGGAUAAUAAACUUUCUAGGAGCUCUGCCCAUCUUUCUUUUCUUGUCCUAGAUAUGAUCAUUUUCCCGUUUUUCAAAAUUUUUCAAACCUUUUUUUUUGUUCCAAACGAUUUCGAAAAACUCGAGAACAAUUAUUUCCAGGAAACCAACGUCUUGGGCUUCAAAGGACCACGGAAAAUGACGAUUCUGAUUCCUGGACUUUACGACAACUCGGUUCCACAGAAGUCCGGCCUUACGGUAAUAUAUCUGGCACGGGAAGUGCGAAAGGUCGAGAUAUUGGAAUUUGAUAAAUUUUGCCUUUUUUGCGUACAAACUUUGAGGUCCCAUAACUCGACUAGAACCAAAAAGGCGCAAUUUUCUAAACUUCUUUGGAUUCGGAAUGUUUGAAAGUACCUAUAUACAAAGUUUCAUCAAAUUCCAAUACCUCCACCUUUUGCACUUCCCGUGAGAGUAAUUCUCAUUUUAAAAUUUCUCAGCCCAACGACGAAAAAGAGCUGUUGGUGAGGAAGAGCAUUCGGCCUGUUGUGGUAAUUAUUCUUCGGAUUACUGUAUAUUCCGAAUUUUCGUUGCAGGACCGAGACACGCUCAUCGAACGUUACCGGACGAAGAACACCUCGGAUCUGGUUAUCAUGAACAACAAAAAUCCAAUCUGGAAUGAAGGUUUUGAUUGAUUUCAAGGAUUAUUUUGAAAGAAAAAAAGAAUUUAGAUACGCAGUCCUACGUGCUGAACUUCCAUGGGAGAGUCACCCAGGCCUCCGUCAAGAACUUCCAGAUUGUCCAUGAAGCCGAUCGUCAGUUUUUACAGAGCUCGAAAAAACACUUGAUUGACUGCGAAAGUUUUUAGUGACCACUAUAGAUGUUUGACGUUUUAGUGGGCACUAAAUGGGUUGAAAAUUAGUGGCCUUUUUAGGGGUUUAAGUGCUACUACUAAACCAAAAACAGUUUUAGUGGCCACUUUAGCGGUCAAUGGAUCAUCAUAACUGGUCCAAUCUUUUUGUUUUUAAAUUAUCAGAGUUACUGGGAGGAAUACUGGAUGAAAAACUACUGAAAUGGCCACUACAUAGAGAGCUUCUAAAGUGGCCACUAAAACGGAAAAUAGUGGCAAUUAUAGAGUUGGGUUUAGUGGCCACUUUAGUGUCCUCUCCAAGUAGUCCUUGGCAAGCCUCUAUAGUGGCCACUAAAAUUUUUCCCAGGACCUGUGUUUAAAUUUUUUCACUAAAAAGCGCUAAUUAUUUGAGUUUUCCUGCUCCCCUAGAGUGGCCACUCUAGCAAGCUUUUGGGGGCCCGAAGAUUUCCCUAUAAGGACCACUCUGAUCUUCAUAAAUUUCUAUCAGAGAAUCUUCUAUACGUAGAAUAAUUUUUUCAUUAAUUUAACACCUUAAGUGACCACUAAUGUCACUACUAUAGGGCCCAGUAAAACCUCAAACCCUAUAAUGGCCACUUAAGAUUUUCCCACACAACCUUUAUAAUUGAAAAAAAUUUUUGUUUUCGAUUAAAAGUCAUAAUUUAAACUCGAACAGCUAGACUCAAUUUUGAAAAAAAUCAAAAGAAGAACCAUUUUCUACUUGCAGAAGAGUACAUCGUGAUGCAGUUUGGUCGCGUCUCCGACGAACACUUCACGAUGGACUUCCGUUAUCCGCUGUCGGCGCUUCAGGCCUUCGGAAUCGCCAUGACGAGCUUCCACGGGAAAAUCGCCUGCGAAUGA
Messenger RNA from Caenorhabditis auriculariae, 3624 nucleotides. The record is from the annotation of a GenBank genome assembly. NCBI's taxonomy places the organism in Eukaryota, Metazoa, Nematoda, Chromadorea, Rhabditida, Rhabditidae.